UUUUUAGACAACAACAAACACAAAGACUUCAGAGAGAAGUCAGAAACCAUCGCUCCUCUUCCUCCUCCUCUUCCUCGGUCAGAGUCAGCUUCUCUCCCCGGGCUCCCUGCACCUCGCCCCGGCCUCACAGCAUGUCUCAGGCCGGCUCUCAGUCACCAGAGGACGGACUCUACGACUCCUGGGUGGAGCUGGAGGAUCUGAUGGCCGCCGUCAGCAGGGACAGUCUCACAGGUCAGGACAGUUUCCCCUCCUCCCUGCAGGGGGAGCUGGAGAGGAUCCUGCUGGAGGCGCAGCUGGAGUGUGAGAGGAGUCGAGACAGUCCCCCCCAGGAGGGGACUCCGACCCCCCCUGGUUCCCCCAGACCCAGCAGUGAGCAUGACAGCGACUGCAUCACCAUACAGGAGGAAGCUGACCGGAGAGGAGACACUGACUGGGUGUGGGACUGGUCCAGUAGACCUGAAAAUAUGGCACCAAAAGAGUUUGUGUUUCAGCACCCGAAGCAGCAGGGCUCCUUCAGCGUGAGGAAGACGGAGGUGAUGAAGAGAGGAAUCUUCUCCUACGACGUCCUCCUCAUCCUCAUUCCCUCCCUGCUGGCUUCACACCUGCUCACACUGGGAGUCGGGAUCUACAUAGGAAAGAGAUUGGCUGCAUCCACAACCAGCACGCUGUGACGUUGGCUGUAACCCCAAAUCCCCCCGAAUCCCCCUCUUUGUGGCCAUGAGGUCAGACUGUUAGCACACUACUUUGUCUCCUUCCUCCUUCCUCCUUCUUCUUCGUCACGGGGAAACCUUUAGGACCUCUGAACCUCCGUCUCUCCGUCCAUCUGUUGGCGAGCAACUCUGAUCUGAGCCGGGAAACAUUCAUCAGAGAGUUAGAACAAUACAACCCUUUGAUAGGAGGAGAUGAAAACGGCUUCUCGACUGAGAUGAGAAAUAUAAUAUGUGGUAGCUUUACCGCCCCAACCUUUGACAAAGCUGAAUGUGUGUCAUUUGUCAAAAGUAAUGACCCUCUGUAACACUGAGCUGCUGGAGGGGCUUUUUAGUUGGCUGAGUGAAUGUAGGAUCGGCUCUAGUUGUGCUUUUUGUCUCGUAAAGUAAUUAAAUGUUCGACCUCCAACAAAGACAAUCCAAACCCCAUUAAAGUUCACUCCUCAAAACCUUUAA
This is a messenger RNA of Trematomus bernacchii (emerald rockcod), 1163 nucleotides long. RefSeq lists its product as uncharacterized. Bases 132 to 671 code for a protein of 179 amino acids. Gene Ontology annotation, cellular component: mitochondrial outer membrane; mitochondrial envelope; nucleus. The transcript is spliced from 6 exons. NCBI's taxonomy places the organism in Eukaryota, Metazoa, Chordata, Actinopteri, Perciformes, Nototheniidae. Gene Ontology annotation, biological process: mitochondrial outer membrane permeabilization; positive regulation of apoptotic process. The record is from RefSeq and is a predicted model, not a curated record.